AUGGCCGACACGUCUCUCAUAGAAGUGGCGCGACAAACACACGAGGAAGCGGAGCGAUAUCAACAAGCUCUCGUCGAUCUUCUCGUUUCUUCCUCCUCCACGUCGUAUGGCCUCACACACAAGGACAAACUGAAAAGGGCGCACGAGGCAUCCGACUUGCUCGACCGUGUCACGUCUCGCUACCAAUAUCUCGAUCGAUUCUACACCGAUGAGCACCAAGAACGCCAACGUGAGCUCGAGUCGCUCUCCUCCGCCCGCGCAGAUGAUGCAUUGGGCGAAUUUUACGAAAGACUAGCUCGCGUUCGCGAGUACCAUGAUAAAUAUCCUGGCGCGCUUCCUGACAGCUUCAACGUCGACUUUUCGUGGCUGCAAUCAGGCUCGGCUGGUUCGGCAGACAAGCGCGAGUCAUGGUCUGCAGCAGCGGCAUACACAGAUGCAGCGCAGCCCGACUUUGUUGAGCGUAUGUUUUCAGGCGAAGAGAUGGCCGGCAGAUUCUUGGAUCUGUACCUCCACCACGAAGCAUAUCUCAACCUAAAAGGUGUUAAGCGGAUUUCGUAUCUUGCAUACAUCGAUGACUUUGAUAAGCUUGCUGGACCUUGUUCGCCUAUUCCCAACCACGCAAAGAAAGCAGACGGAUACCGCGCAUAUCUGGUAAAUUUGCGCAGAUAUCUGGAUGCUUUUCUACGCAAGACACAGCCACUGUCGGAUGUCGAUGUUCUGUCAUCCAACGCCGUGGAUGAAUUCGAAGCAGCUUGGGAGCAGGGUCGGGUGGAAUGGUGGGAAGAACAAGGCGCCGAAGUGUUUGGUGGUGCGCGAGGGCAGCUAAAAGGCUCAUCGACGGCAGCGGCAGCAGCGGCCUCGCAGAGCAGCGAAGGUGGACAGGGGAUUUGGUGCACAGCCUGUCAAAGAUUCUACGCCAAGCAAACUGUAUACGAUGCUCAUCUGAAAUCGCCAAAACAUCUCAAGGCGGCGGCUCGGCUAGCACAAGCCGAAGAGGACCGAGGCGAAACGAGCAGGCCUCGCAACGACCAGCAGAUCGAAGCGGACAAGAUCAAGAUGCGCGUUCGGUCGAAAGCCAUUGCUCGUGAGGAGGCCGUGAUUCGAGCGCUGGCGACUCAACUCGCUGUGAUCCGGGCGGACACAAAAUCCAACGUGGAACGCAAAGCUGCCUUGACCGAUCGAGAACGACAGGCCGAGGCGGAAGCCGCCGAAGAAGAAUUGAACCGGAUGUCUGCGCUCCAUCCCACCUCUGGGCUAGACUCGAACGACGCCAACGACGCAAUCGAUCAAGGUGGCGAUGACGAUGGAGCAUCGCGAGUGUAUAAUCCACUCAAACUUCCGCUCGGAUGGGAUGGCCGUCCAAUUCCAUUCUGGCUGUACAAGCUGCAUGGUCUACGAAGCGAGUUCAAGUGCGAGAUUUGCUCGGACCACGUCUAUCAUGGUCGCAAGAACUUUGAAAAACAUUUCACCGAACCGAGGCAUGCUUUUGGUAUGAAGGCCUUGGGUCUGCCGAACACGGUGCAGUUUAGGGAUGUGACGAGCAUCGCGGAUGCAUUGGCGCUGGCGGACAAGUUGAGGAAGCAGGGCAAAAUGGAGCAGUCGCAGGCAGGCGUCGAUGCGCAGGAGGUGGAGGAUGAGCAUGGAAAUACGUAUACCAAAAAGACGUACGACUUGCUCAAAAGGCAGGGUCUUAUUUGA
Mycosarcoma maydis (corn smut) is the source of this 1698-nucleotide messenger RNA. RefSeq names its product SF3a splicing factor complex subunit PRP9. The record is from RefSeq and is a predicted model, not a curated record. Gene Ontology annotation, biological process: mRNA splicing, via spliceosome. Gene Ontology annotation, molecular function: RNA binding; zinc ion binding. Gene Ontology annotation, cellular component: spliceosomal complex. NCBI's taxonomy places the organism in Eukaryota, Fungi, Basidiomycota, Ustilaginomycetes, Ustilaginales. The transcript has a single exon. Bases 1 to 1698 code for a protein of 565 amino acids.